CCCCAUACGGCUCCUGAUUUGGCAGGUCCGGGGCGCAGCCGGGAAUCUGUGUGCGCCCCAGAGCCCCGGCGGUUGGGGCACCGUGGCUUCCAGAACCUGGGCACCGGCCCGUGUCCCCGAGACCGGCCCCGCAGGACCCGGGCCCCAGUCUGGAAGAUCUCAGCGUUGCUGAAUCUCGGGUGGACAAGCCAGCCGCCGGGGCCAGGACCGUCCUGCGGAUGGCCGAGAGUCCUCUCGGGCCCGGAGCUUCCGACUCUGCCUUCAGGGUGGCUGCACAGGCCCCCAGGAGAGGAAGCGAAUAGUCGCCUUGAAAGAACAGCCCACUCGGCAAACUCAUCACCUUUAAAGUCUCCGUAUUGGAAUCUGGAGCAGGAAGUGAAGACAGACCCAAACCCAGCAAUCUGGUGAAAGAAUGUUGUGCAUCCUCCAUGGCCCAUCACCUCCAGACUUUGAAAGAUAAGCUGCCAAGAAUGUUUUGACCAUUUUAAUGAAAGAUUUCAUCACUAGGAGGUUUUUCGGGACAUUGCCAAACCACUCGUUUUUGUGGCUGCCUCCUGGUGACAAUGGCUGCGUGAGCAUCCGCCAUGGCCAACCGGAAGCGUCAGAGUACUGUGAGCAGCAUGCUGGACCACAGGGCAAGGCCGGGACCUGUGCCCCAGGGCCAAGAGCCGGAGAGUGAGGAUGUGGAGCUGCCCCUGGAGGAGUAUGUGCCCAAGGGCCUGGAGCUGGCUACCUUGCGGCCGGAGAGCCCCUUGCCUGCGGAGCAGGGGUGCCAUGACCACAGUCCUGAUGGGGACUCCAGCUCCGAUUAUGUGAACAACACCUCUGAGGAGGAGGAUUAUGAUGAGGGCCUCCCCGAGGAGGAGGAGGGUAUCACCUACUACAUCCGCUAUUGCCCCGAGGAUGACAGCUAUCUGGAGGGCAUGGACUGCAACGGGGAGGGGUACCUGGCUCAUGGCACGCGACACCUGGAGACGGAUGAGUGUCAGGAGGCGGUGGAGGAGUGGACGGACUCGGCAGGCCCACACCCACAUGGCCAUGGGGACGAAGGCAGCCCAGACUACCGGGACAGCCACCUCCCCAUCCCGGAGGAUGAGGCUUCUGUCCUGGAGACCCAGGACCAGGAAGAAGGUGUUCACUACUGUCCCAGUGAAGAGGGCUACCAGGAUUACUACCCCACAGAGGCCAAUGGGAACGCUGGCAGCACUUCCCCCUAUCGCCCGAGGCGUGGGGAUGGGGACCUGGAGGACCAGGAGGAGGACAUCGACCAGAUCGUGGCUGAGAUCAAGAUGAGUUUGAGUAUGACCAGCAUCACCAGUGCGGGCGAGGCCAGCCCUGAGCACGGGCUGGUGCGAGGGCCUGAGCCGGGGCCCGGGGACUCCACAGAGGCCUGCCUGCCUGGCGAGGCCAGCCAUGGCCCCAGCAGACAUGAGGGAAGGCCCAAGUCGCUAAACCUCCCUUCUGAGACAAAGCACCCUGGAGACCCCCAGAGAGGUUUCAAGACCAAGACCAGGACUCCAGAGGAGAGGCCAAAGUGGCCCCAAGAGGAGGUUUGCAAUGGUUUGGAACAGCCGAGGAAGCAGCAGCGCUCUGAUCUCAAUGGGCCCGUUGACAAUAACAACACUCCGGAGACAAAGAAGGUGGCAUCAUUUCCAAGUUUUGUGGCUGUUCCAGGGCCCUGUGAACCGGAAGACCUCAUCGAUGGAAUCAUCUUUGCUGCCAACUACCUGGGGUCCACCCAGCUGCUCUCAGAACGGAACCCUUCCAAAAACAUCAGAAUGAUGCAGGCACAGGAGGCCGUCAGCCGGGUCAAGAAUUCUGAGGGGGAUGCCCAGACUCUGACCGAAGUGGAUCUCUUCAUCUCCACUCAGAGGAUCAAGGUGUUAAAUGCGGACACACAGGAAACCAUGAUGGACCACGCCUUGCGCACCAUCUCCUACAUCGCGGACAUUGGGAACAUCGUGGUGCUGAUGGCCAGGCGCCGCAUGCCCCGGUCGGCCUCUCAGGACUGCAUCGAGACCACCCCUGGGGCCCAGGAGGGGAAGAAGCAGUAUAAGAUGAUCUGCCACGUGUUCGAGUCCGAGGACGCCCAGCUGAUCGCCCAGUCCAUUGGCCAGGCCUUCAGUGUGGCCUACCAGGAGUUCCUGCGGGCCAACGGCAUCAACCCCGAAGACCUGAGCCAGAAGGAAUACAGCGACAUCAUCAACACCCAGGAGAUGUACAAUGACGACCUCAUCCACUUCUCAAACUCGGAGAACUGCAAGGAGUUGCAGCUGGAGAAGCACAAGGGCGAGAUCCUGGGAGUGGUGGUGGUCGAGUCGGGCUGGGGCUCCAUCCUGCCCACGGUGAUCCUGGCGAACAUGAUGAAUGGCGGCCCGGCCGCCCGCUCAGGGAAGCUGAGCAUCGGGGACCAGAUCAUGUCCAUCAACGGCACCAGCCUGGUGGGGCUGCCCCUUGCCACCUGUCAGGGCAUCAUCAAGGGUCUCAAGAACCAGACGCAGGUGAAGCUCAACAUCGUCAGCUGUCCACCGGUCACCACUGUCCUCAUCAAGCGGCCUGACCUCAAGUACCAGCUGGGCUUCAGCGUGCAGAACGGAAUUAUUUGCAGCCUCAUGCGAGGGGGCAUCGCGGAGCGAGGUGGUGUCCGUGUCGGCCACCGUAUCAUCGAGAUCAAUGGGCAGAGCGUGGUGGCCACGGCCCACGAGAAGAUAGUGCAAGCUCUAUCCAACUCUGUUGGGGAGAUCCACAUGAAGACCAUGCCUGCUGCCAUGUUCAGGCUCCUCACGGGCCAGGAGACCCCGCUGUACAUCUAGGCCGCAGGAGCGGGAGGCUGGACCCAGGACCUGACCCUUGUCCACACAGCCCACCAAGGACACUGGCUCCCCUGAAGGGCGUGCCCUCACCACCUACCUUUUUUUGGACAAAAAGGGGUAUGUCUUUAUCAAAGGAGAGUCACAGGAACCAGUCUUUGUAGAAUGGUCAAGUAUUUUGCCGCAUCCUGAAUUUUCUUGUUAUGACUGCCGAGCGUGUCUGUUUGCCCCUUUGUGGUGUGGCGUGUGUCUUUCUCCCUGAAGCCUUGGAGAGCGGACGUGGGUGCCUCCGGAGGUGGCUGUGAAGGGAGUCUCCCAGGACAGUGAGCUCCUGGGGGUGGCAGUGACGGCCCCGCUGGCUCCUUUGGCUGGGGGUCUGGGUUCCUUCGGGGGGAGGGCACCCUGACAGCCCCAAACAGGCUGACUCUGCCGCUGCUUCCUCGAGGGAGCUUGGACAGCCCAGCUCUCAGGAUGUGACUUGUAAUUGCAUUUGGGAACAUGUGAUUGUAUUUAACGAGAAAGGCAAUGUUCCUGAGUUAAAUAAAAGAUGAUGGCCACCACAUCGAAACUCCAUAUUUAUUUAGAGAAUACCACUGUUCUUUUAUUUUGACACGAUGUUCUUCAGACUUUAGGGUUUUCAGAUGACCGUCACCUGUCCUGAGUCUCUGGACUUCCCUGGGCUCCCUCCCUCCCUGUGGCUGCCUCUCCCCACAGGCCUCCCCACCCAGUGGGCCGCAUGCCUGCUCCUCCUCCCAGGGGCAAGGACAGCGGCGGGGCAUCGCCCUCUGUCUACACACAUGCAUCCACACACAAGCUCCCCCACAAAAGGAAAACAAAGCCCUCACCAGAAAACUCAACCUCUGCCAUCCCCGGGCAGCCAGCAGUGGGUGCGGGUCCCUGGGGAGCCGGCGCCACGGCCGCGAGCAGUAUUAGAGUGUGUGUAGAUGAAGUGAAACGUAGUCUAGUUCAGUCCUUAGCGAUCAAUGUUAACUGACGUCAUUUUGUCUGGAAGUCUCUUUUUUUGGCCCAGGCCUUGGAGAAUACACUGUGACUUAAGAAGCCUUACCAUGCAGUAACUAAAGCUUUAGGAUUACUGUAUUCAAGGAGUGCCCUGUGUGUUGCAUGCAGCCGACCUUAGGAAGACUCGCUAAUAUCACUAAUAA
Messenger RNA from Equus quagga, 3973 nucleotides. It is a transcript of the gene APBA2, whose product is annotated as amyloid beta precursor protein binding family A member 2. The coding region runs from base 585 to 2813 and encodes 742 amino acids. Gene Ontology annotation, biological process: chemical synaptic transmission. Gene Ontology annotation, molecular function: protein binding; amyloid-beta binding. The record is from RefSeq and is a predicted model, not a curated record. NCBI's taxonomy places the organism in Eukaryota, Metazoa, Chordata, Mammalia, Perissodactyla, Equidae. Gene Ontology annotation, cellular component: dendritic spine; plasma membrane; cytoplasm. The transcript is spliced from 15 exons.